This is a messenger RNA of Trypanosoma conorhini, 2559 nucleotides long. RefSeq lists its product as uncharacterized. NCBI's taxonomy places the organism in Eukaryota, Euglenozoa, Kinetoplastea, Trypanosomatida, Trypanosomatidae. The record is from RefSeq and is a predicted model, not a curated record. The transcript has a single exon. Bases 1 to 2559 code for a protein of 852 amino acids.
AUGUUGCACUGUUGGCGGUGGUUCAUGCAGCGCAUGGGACGACGUGGGCAGCGGGGGCCUGUUGCUGCUGUUGACAUGCAGGAGGUCAUGCGACAAUAUCUCUCGGCCCUUCCGUGUCCUCCGUGCCCGUACUUGGCUCCGCAGCAUGUGCUUCGCCUGGUGCCUGCGCAGCCACGAUCAGCAGCCGCUAUUUGGCGUGAGGCCGUGCGGACAGGCAUGAUGCCGCAGAAAAUUUCAUCCGAAUCGUUUCGAAGCGCGCUGAUGCAGUUGUCCCCUUUGCUUCUUUCUGUCAAGAGGUCGGUGUUGGACGAGGGUGAAGAGGACAUGCUGGUGUCUUGGCAGCCCUGGGUGCCAUUGGAGUCUCGCAGCUGCAACGGUGCAGAGAGGCACGCCGAAGAAGGACCUGCAGAUGGUGGUGCGAAUUCACACCUGAUGAAGUUGGAACUGCGCGAUGUUGUGCCCUCGUACUUUGUUGCCUCGGCCCUCGUUCGGGAUCAGCUGCAGUUGAGGCUAAACCGUGGUGUCGGGGGCGAGUUGCUGCGGUGGCAGCAGCUCACACACCCGCCUCUUGCAUCCCUGCUGGAGUGGUCGGAGGAUUACCGCGUUGUCCGCUUGUCCGCCCUUGCAAGCGGUUGCUCAAGAGCCGAUGAUCUCUACAGUCUAAAGUCACAGCCGGAGUUGUUGCAUGACGCCUUGAACGCCUUGGUCUUGCUGCUACCAACCUUUAUCGUCCCGGAACGUCGCGUGCAAGCCGUCUACAGGUCCCACUUUGUGGAGGUUCGCGGUGUCUUUCACAGCAAGUUUGGUCCACGGUUUCUCUCGCGCUUCCCUGACGCCUCUGCGCUGACGGAUCACCCUGAUGUGCAGUUCGCGCUGCAGCGUGAAACAGCGGAUGGCAUGAGACUUCAUCCCGAUUUUUUACACGCCAACCGUGGGGCGCCAAAUUUUCUCUACGUCUCAUUUCCUUCAGCAGGCGAUGUUGUCACUGAAAUUGACGCGCGAAGCAGGCACCAGCGGCACGUACGCCAGUUUCUUCACGCACCACUGCCGUACUGUGCUUCGGGCAAGGCUGCUGCGAUGCUGCGUCAAAUGUCACAAGAAAAACUGCUGGGGUUGCAUUUCGUGUUGGAGGCUGACCAGGACCAGUGGAAACUCGCCGUCGCAACGAUUCCUGGUGACGUAAUCACCUUUACUGGUGCUGUUUCCUCUCUUCAUCGUUUGAGCGUCGCGGGCGUUUCUGCGGGCGGGCUCCCCACGGAAGUCGUUCAUGCGCUGACGUCGCCCCAGUUUAUUAAAAUCCUGCUCAUCGACUCACCCCAUAUGGGGGAGUGGGGCUCAGAGGGUGGUAGGCGUGUGAUGUCGUUUCUGCGCCACCACCUAAAGGUGGAGGCGCAGCUGGUUUGCAGCCUCUGGAAGUGGGCUUUGUUCGUUGGUCUUCCUGUUCGACCACCGUCGACGGUGUCGGUGGCGUACUGCCGGCAUCUGCUCGCACGGCUGGGUGUUGCGGUGGCGCCGAGCACACCAACGGCCUUGUUGGCCGCGCUUUGUGCCUCUCGUCUUUUGACGCUUCACGAAUCGGAGGGUUACCGUCUUGACAUGGACGUGUUGCGGCAGCUGUUGACGGCGGAUGACGCUGAGGCGUGGCAGAUGCGAAAUCUUGAGCUGCGCAUCAAGCGCUACGGGUUGGUGCCUCGUGAGGCGGCAGCCCAGUCCCAGUCGCGUCAAAUACUUCUGCAGCAUCUUUCCUCGCUCUACGGGCCCGAGGUCUGUAUUUUGGACCUCCACUCAACCCCGGCUUUCUCUACGGCCGCCGCAGGCGAGGACGCGCCGGAGGAGCGCCAGCCCAUCGAGGCAAAGCCAAGUAAGAGGGAGGUAGAGGUGGGGGUGGGGGAGGAUAUCGUGGAAGCGUCGGGUGCAGUUUCUGAUGCCCAACGCGUGGGCCAGCAAAAUACAGAGGAAGAGUGGGAGGCAAAGGCAGUGCUUCCAGACCCCGACACAGAGGCGGUGAAGAAGGAGGAGGUGGAUGAUGAGGAAGUCUUCAGUGCCAUGUUUGCUGCUGAUGACGCCGGUGUCGUGCCAGCCACACCUGCAGCGACGACGCCCGCAGCGGCCCCGCGUUUAGCCAAGGAGAGCCCUCUGCACAACGAUGUCACGGCUGUUCCCGUGCGGGACGAGUCACGUUUUCUUUUGUCCCCGCCAGACGCUGCGCCAGGUCGUGAAAAGCACUUUCGCAGUGAUCGACGUGGACCUCGGCCACUUCCCCCACCGUUUACUAUUUCACAUUCGACAGGUUCAGCCCGACGCGGCUCAGUCGCUGCACCUCACACACCCUCUUCCGCUACUUCGGCUUCCCCAGUGGAGGUGUCGCAUAGCCGGCAUGUGGAGGAGGUGGAGACCGAGGGAGAACUCAUCAGCCGUCUCACACGUGAGAUUUCGUGCGAAAGUCAGCUCUCACCCCGCAAAGGAAGCGGACGAGAGGCUCACGCGGCAAAUGCCGUUUUGCUGAAGAAGACACGGGACUUAAUGGAGGAGUUGCUCCGCAACACCAUGAAGAAGUAA